GGGAAUCGCCUCGCCGUUGAAGCGAAAGAAGCAUCUAGAAUUCGAAGAACAUCUCUCCAUGGCAAAGGAAAAGGAAAAAGAAGAAGAAGAAGAGGGGGGGUAGAUAAUUCUAGAUCCUUCUUUUUCUUCACAACAAAAUGAGGAUUCCUAAUCUCAACCGUCCAUUCAACAAGCUCUCCUUUAAAUUCCCCCUCAAAAUCCUCUCCCCCACGCCACUUGAUUUAUUAUUUUCUUCUCUUGCCGUGUCGCCAGGGCUUUCUGUUAUAUUCUUUCCUCUCCAAACCAAAACAAACAGAGCCAAAGCAGUUUGAUCGAGUAACUAAGAAAGAUCGAAAAAAAAUGUUUGGAAGAGCACCGAAGAAGAGUGAUAACACGAGGUAUUAUGAGAUUCUGGGUGUUUCCAAGAACGCUUCCCAGGAUGAUUUGAAGAAAGCUUACAAGAAAACCGCCUUUAAAAACCAUCCUGACAAAGGCGGUGAUCCUGAAAAGUUUAAAGAGUUAGCUCAAGCUUAUGAGGUAUUGAGUGAUCCUGAGAAACGUGAGAUAUAUGAUCAGUAUGGUGAGGAUGCUCUCAAGGACGGAAUGGGCGCUACUGGGGCCCAUGACCCGUUCGAUAUCUUCUCGUCCUUCUUUGGUGGUAGCCCCUCUGGAGGAGGUAGCAGUCGUGGAAGAAGACAGAGACGGGGAGAGGAUGUGAUUAAUAAUAUGAAGGUUUCUCUAGAGGACCUUUACCUUGGGACUUCAAAGAAGCUUUCUCUUUCCCGCAAUAUAUUAUGCUCGAAGUGCAAUGGCAAAGGGUCGAAAUCAGGUGCUUCAAUGCAGUGCCCUGGUUGCCAGGGUUCUGGUAUGAAGGUCUCAAUCAGGCAUCUUGGUCCUUCCAUGAUUCAGCAAAUGCAACAUCCCUGCAAUGAAUGCAAGGGUACUGGUGAGACAAUCAAUGACAAGGACCGUUGCCCUCAGUGCAACGGUGAGAAGGUUGUUCAGGAGAAGAAGGUGCUGGAAGUCAUCGUAGAGAAGGGUAUGCAGCAUGGACAGAAGAUUACAUUCCCAGGCGAAGCAGAUGAAGUGCCUGAUACCAUUACUGGGGACAUAGUCUUUGUCCUUCAGCAGAAGGAACAUCCAAAAUUCAAGAGAAAGGGAGAAGACCUGUUUGUGGAACAUACCUUGUCUCUGACUGAGGCUUUGUGUGGCUUCCAAUUUGUACUUACCCAUCUAGAUGGCCGACAACUUUUAAUCAAGUCAAACUCUGGGGAGAUAGUGAAGCCUGAUUCCUUCAAGGCAAUCAAUGAUGAGGGGAUGCCCCUGUACCAGAGGCCAUUCAUGAAGGGCAAAUUGUACAUUCACUUCACUGUUGACUUCCCUGAUUCUCUGAGCCCUGAUCAGGUUCAAGCACUUGAGGCUAUCCUGCCGCCAAAGCCAACCUCUCAGUUGACUGAUAUGGAGCUAGAUGAGUGUGAGGAGACCACGCUACAUGAUGUGAAUAUUGAAGAGGAGAUGAGGAGGAAGCAACAGGCAGCACAGGAAACUCUUGAUGAAGAGGAGAUGCAUGGUGGUGCCCAGAGGGUGCAAUGCGCACAGCAGUGAUGAUGACUUUAUAGUAGUUGAACUGGGAGUUUAUGGUUUGUUGCAAGACAUGUCUUGCAUGGGUGGUGGGUGAGUGGUGGUGCAUGAGCAGAAGAUGUAGGAUACUCUAUGAACCAUGUGUUUUUUAUCUUUUCUUGGCAAAGAUUGCCAUUCUCAUAUAAUGUUUCUUGCUGGCAAAUUGGAAAAUAAGUUCGCCGUUGAUCUACUGUUAUACAAUAUUAGAUAUGAAAGAUUCUUUGGUGCCUGCUGGUAGAGAA
This is a messenger RNA of Theobroma cacao (cacao), 1841 nucleotides long. Its product is annotated as dnaJ protein homolog. The record is from RefSeq and is a predicted model, not a curated record. NCBI's taxonomy places the organism in Eukaryota, Viridiplantae, Streptophyta, Magnoliopsida, Malvales, Malvaceae. Gene Ontology annotation, biological process: response to heat; protein folding. Gene Ontology annotation, molecular function: ATP binding; Hsp70 protein binding.